GUCAGUGUGUGCUGAACGUGUGUGUAGUGAUGACCGACCAAUCUUUUUAGACUGUGUUGAAUGUAUUUUUAUGAUUUGUUAACGACUUUUAUUUUUUAUUUCGAAGAGCAUCAAUGGAGCGUCGCAUAAUUCUAGGCGCGUGCCUUAUGUUGCUAGCGGGGCAGCUCCAGAGCGGCGCCACACAGAACAGCAACGAUGACGACUCUACUGUGAUCUCGGCCCCCGACGGCCAGGACGCCCCCACCCUGGUCAUCACGGACGGCGCAGGAGCAGAGGGUGAGCCUCCAGACGCCUCUCCCCCGAGCCAUGAGGGGACCCAGGUGGAGGACCCCAUCAAUGAGGUUUGGGGCAUGCCAGGCUCCAGUUCUGCUGACAAUGAUACCCAGGGUUUCGCUAAUUUGAUUGACGAAGCAGAUGCUGGGGCUGGCAUUAAUCUGGGUGAUGGGCAGCGAGAGGGCCAUUUUACAGGAGCCUCUCGUGUGGUCAUCCCAGUCACUCUUAACCUCAGAGGCUACACCUCCAUGAGCUUCCGAACAUGUCGUCAUGGAACACUGUUAUCACAGGAGGGCUCAAGUGGAGACACACUAGUAUUAGACUUAAAUGCAGAGGGCAGCUUGGUACUCACCCUGACACGCCAUGGACAGCCUUAUGUUACAACACUUGGUAGAAGACUUAACAACAAUGUCUGGCACAGGGUCUACCUCAGGUUUGAGCUGGGUGUCCUGCGAUUAGGUGUAGAUCACUCAACAGUUGUUGUGGCUAACACCACCAGUUCGAGUGAACCCCUUCUAGACCUAGGCUUGUGGUCACGCACGCCUCAGCUAACCAUAGGUGGAAAUUUCACUGGAUGCAUCCUCCAAGGAGCAGGGACAGAAAUGACAAACCCACUAGCAUUACACACAGGAGUAGAGUGGGGUUCCUGUCCUCUUCCGGAUGGGACCAACUGCACUGGAGGUGGAUUUGCUGAUCCCUGUUUCUCUCAACCUUGUGGUAGACAUGGCCAGUGCCUUCCAUAUCAGGAGAGCUAUCGUUGUGAUUGUUACACACGUUACACAGGAGAAACUUGUGAACUUGAUAAUGGACCCCUCUGCCACCUACCAGAAUAUGAGUGUCAGAAUGGUGGACUCUGUCAGGAAGACAGGCGAGGUAAUUCCACUACCUGUGCCUGUCCAACUGGCUUUACAGGCAAAGUGUGCCAGGUGUCCAUUGAUGCAAGUUUCUGUGACAAUGCUGACAAUCCUUGUCAGAAUAAUGCCACUUGCACAGUGACGCCAUAUGAAGACAGAUACGAGUGCCUUUGCUUACCUGGAUUCACAGGAGAACACUGUGAAACAAAUAACGAUGACUGUGCCUCCCUUCCAUGCCUUCAUGGUGGCAUAUGCAGUGAUGAAAUUAAUGAUUUCAGAUGUGACUGUGAUGGCACUGGCUAUGAGGGAGAAACAUGUGAAAACAAUAUAGAUGAAUGUGCUACCAUGCAACCAUGCCUUAAUGGAGCAACAUGCUUUGAUCUAUAUGGUGACUAUGAGUGUGCAUGUGCUCCAGGUUACGGUGGGAAACAUUGCGAAGUGGAAGUUCUCGAAUGCUCAUCUGAUCCCUGUCAAAAUGGGGGAACAUGCACAGACCUUCAAAAUGCAUACAGAUGUUCAUGCAUGCUUGGUUUUGAGGGUGACAAUUGUGAGCAUAACAUCAACGACUGCUAUAACGUUACUUGCCCUGAGAACUCCUACUGUAUGGAUGGAGUUAACGAAUACGUAUGCAGAUGUAGCCCUGGAUUUUCAGGUUCCCCACCUAACUGUCUCGAAAUAAACGAAUGCGAUUCUUCUCCAUGUUUGAAUGGAGCUUCAUGUUACGAUCGAGAUAAUUCAUUCGCAUGCAUCUGUACUCAAGGUUUUACUGGAAGCAAUUGUGAGAUCAACAUCGAUGACUGUGUGUCAGACCCAUGCCAGAAUGGAGGCACUUGUAUAGAUGGCAUUGACACCUAUAGUUGUGAGUGUGCGCCUGGAUUUGAGGGAAGCCACUGCGAAGAAAACCGGAAUGAAUGUGCCCUUAAUGUCUGUAUUCAUGUUAAAGAUUGUCGAGAUCUGAUUGGAGACUAUGAAUGUGAGUGUGAAGAUGGAUGGUUUGGCAAGAACUGUGAUGAAGAAGUAGAUGAGUGUGCUUCAUCCCCUUGUAAAAAUGGUGCAUCAUGCAAGGACAGACUCAAUGGAUUUGACUGUACAUGUCCACCUGGCUUUACAGGAGAAACUUGCGAAACUGAUAUUGAUGAAUGUGCAGUGAACCCUUGUCUCAAUGGAGGUAUAUGCAUUGAUGGCCUCAACAACUAUACUUGUGAAUGUGGUGAUGCAUUCAUGGGACUGAACUGUGAGGAAGAGUAUGAUGCCUGUGCAUCCAACCCUUGCCAAAAUUCUGCUUCAUGUAUCACAACACGUGGACAACAAGAUUUUUAUUGUGAAUGUAUACCAGGUUUUGAAGGCUUCUACUGCAGCAAUAAUAUCAAUGACUGCUUCGAUGCAUCUUGCUCUGAGGGCAAGGUGUGCUAUGACCUGAUCAACAGCUAUGAAUGCCGCUGCCAAGAAGGAUUUACUGGAGAGAACUGCUCUGUUAAUAUUGAUGAAUGUGAAAGUAGUCCCUGUCUCAAUGAUGGGGAGUGUCUUGAUGGCAUGGCAAAUUAUAGCUGUUUCUGUCCACCAGGAUACACAGGCCACAACUGUGAGACUGAUGUGGACGAAUGCGAGCUUCUCCGGCCAUGUGUCAAUGGCAUAUGCCAAAACUCCAUAGGGUCAUACCAGUGUUACUGUCGUCCUGGAUUCUCUGGUGAUCUCUGCCAAGUAGACUUUGAUGAGUGCCUUUCUCUACCAUGCCAGAACAGCGGCACUUGCAUCAACAGGAUAAACGGUUAUGAGUGUGUCUGCCAGCCUGGUUUUACGGGUACUGAUUGUGAUAUUGAUAUUGAUGAGUGUGAGAGUGCUCCUUGUCAGAACAAUGCUACCUGUUAUGACGGUAUUGCCAACUUCACAUGCGAGUGCCUGCCUGGCUUCACUGACCAACUAUGCUCCACAAAUAUUGAUGAAUGCGAGUCUGAGCCAUGUUUGAACGGAGGCACGUGCACAGAUGGCAUCAACAGCUACACAUGUAACUGUAGUGAUACGGGCUUCAAGGGAGAACAGUGCGAAAUAAACAUUGAUGACUGUGAGUCCUCUCCAUGUCAGCACGGGUCAACCUGCUCAGAUCUAGUGAAGGAUUACAAUUGUGCCUGUUUUGAUGGCUAUACAGGGAAAAAUUGUGAAGAGGACAUUUUGGAGUGUGAAGCAUUCCCCUGCUUUAAUGAUGCCACCUGUCUGGAGAGAAGUAACCUCACUCUCUAUGAAAGGGGAAUAUUUUCAAAUUUCAGUUAUGAGAAUGCAGGAGGGUUUACUUGUGAAUGCAUUCCUGGUUUUACUGGUGAUUUUUGUGAGACAAACAUAGAUGAAUGUGCAAGCAGUCCAUGUAUAAAUGGCCAGUGUAUUGAUGGUAUCAAUGCAUAUUCUUGUGACUGUUGGCCAGGCUAUGAAGGUUUCAAUUGUGAAAUUGAAAUUGAUGAAUGUGAGCUCUACAGGCCCUGUGACCAUGGCACCUGUGUUGAUAAGGUUGCUGAUUACAAAUGCAUCUGCGAAGACGGCUAUGGGGGGAAGAACUGCUCCGUCCCACUGACAGGCUGUCUUGAAGUAGAGUGUUUCAAUGGAGGCACAUGUGAGGCUCUGCUUUUUAAUGAGACCAUCCAUGACUUCAAGUGCCACUGUGAACACGGCUUUACUGGUCGGAAGUGUGAGGAGCCUACCACUGUGUCUUUCUCUGGGGACUCGUACAUUAUGAUCAAUUCUCAGAGGGAAGAAGGUUAUGAGCUGGCCUUCAGAUUCCGUACCACUCUCCCCAACGGAAUCCUUGCUGUGGGCCAGGGAGAGACAUACAUUAAAUUGGAGCUUCUUAAAGGACAACUUAACCUCCAUUCUUCACUUCUCAAUAAGUGGGAAGGCAUAUUUGCUGGUUCAAAUCUCAAUGAUGGCCAGUGGCAGAAUGUUAGAAUGGCUGUCAAUGACAGCCAUGUUCUGCUGGCAGCAAAUGAUGAAGUGACAGUGCACCCCAUUACACUUGUAAGAUCCACAAACAGCUCAGAAACAAGCUUCAACACUUCAUUUUCUACAACUGUCCUUGGAGGAGCCACGUCAACAUUGAGAAUACUGUUCAAAGGAGCACCAUUUUUCACUGGCUGCAUGGAAGAUGUAGUCCUUGAUGAUGAGGUUCUGAUACCAAGAACUGUACCACAGCCAAUGAGGGCUCUUGUCCAAGAUGGUUGUCCUCGUGUUGAGCAGUGUGCCCCCAACCCUUGCAUGAAUGAAGGCCAGUGUCAUGACUUGUGGACCAAUUAUCAGUGUACUUGCCAGAGGCCUUACCUUGGAGAUACCUGUCAGCUAAGUUUCACACCAGCCACUUUUGGAAAUGAAGACAUAAUGGACAGCUUGGUAACUGUAGUGAUUCCCGAAGUGGACCACACAACCUACAGGACACAUGCUGAUGUCUCGAUGUUGGUGCGCACAAGAGAAAGCAAUGGACUGAUUUUCUACCUAGGAACACGAGAGGACGAUAUCUCUCUAUCAUCCCCUGGAACCCACUUGCUAGCAGAGUUGAAGGACAACGAAUUAGUUGUGCGCACUCAGUUAGGCGGUCCAGAGGAAAUGUUCAUUAUUCCAGAUGUUACACUUACUGAUGGUGAACCACAUCUGCUUCAUGUAAAGCGUAUCAACAGUGACUUGGAAAUUUAUGUUGACAAUGAACAAGUCCUCAACGCUACACUGCAGCAUGGAGGCAAUCUAGAAGCUCACGUCUUAUACCUUGGAGGUGUGCCUGAUGGCUCCCAUACCAGAGCGAAACGGCAAUUAGGUGUCAGUAAUAUUACCGUGACUGUUACUCGACCUCACUUCAAGGGGACUCUACAAGACAUCAGACUGAGCAAUGGUACAGAGACCCGACUUGUGCAGCCAUUCCCUCUGGAGAGUGUGACCCAAAAUGAUCUUCCAGGAGAAAGUCUAGAUGAUGUUGACUUGUAUAAUGUGCUUGAAGGAACUGUUAGUGAUGAAACUUGCAACCCAGAUCCAUGUCAAAAUGGCGCAACAUGCACAGUCACUUGGAAUGAUUUUAUGUGUACUUGCAUGUUUGGUUUCAAGGGCAAGACUUGUGAAGACCGUGAAUAUUGUGCAGUUUACCAAUGUCCAGUUGGAUCUGAGUGUCUCAACUUGGAUGAUGGCUAUGAGUGUGUUGCAAACUUAACUCUCAAUGGUAUCAAUUCCUCCAUCACAUAUUCACCAAGCUUUACAAACUUACAGAAGUCAUUGAAUGAAAUAACUAUUACUUACAGAAGUCAGGUUGGAGGGGUUAUGCUGUAUGCAGCAAAUACAGAUGGCAGUAUUUGGAUAGGUUCCAGUCCUGCUUCCAUUGUGGUGGAGCAAACCAAUGGCUCUGCUUCUCAGAAGACUUUCUUCUUGUCAAAUUCUACCUUGGAUGGGGAGUGGCAUGUGCUGAAAGUUGUAUUUGAUCCUACAGGACUUCAGGUUUCACUUGAUGGAAAUAGCCUCCUUGGUAGUGACCUUGCUGUUAUUGUUGACCUUACUUCGCUGAUUCUUACUGGAGAGCUAAAGCUAGGUGCAGCACCACUGCCUUUGGCCACACUAAAUUUCCUGGACCCAUCAUUGGUGAACCCAACCUCUACUCCUGGGAACGCCAUACUACCAGAUGAGUCCUUCAUGCCACAGGUGUUCCGUGGAUGCCUGGGUGCAGUGAGAGUCCAAGAGGUGUUGGUUCCAUUCUUCUCACAAACUGAACUUCUGAACAACAGUGCAGCAAACCAGUUCUUGAGACAGGAAGAAUCAUUUACAGAAAUUGGAUGCACAGUAUGCUAUGAGGAAGAGUGCAUCAAUGGAGGCUACUGUUCAGAUCCAUCGGAGGUAUACAGUUGCACAUGUGAAGCUGGAUUUGAAGGCAAUUUGUGCCAGAUCAAUAUUGAUGAGUGCAUUGGGAAUGAAUGCCAGAAUGGAGCUUCAUGUGUUGAUGGCAUUAAUGAGUACACUUGUAACUGUGCACCAGGAUUUACCGGCCAAUUCUGCGAGGAAGAUAUUGAUGAGUGUGCUGACGAGCCAUGCAAAAAUGGUGGUUUGUGCUUCAAUGAAAUAGCAAAGUUCAGGUGUGAGUGCCCAGAAGACUUCAUUGGAUUAAAAUGUGAAGAAUUGAAAGUCAAGAAUUGUUCCAACCUUAUGUGCUUGCACAACGCUGUCUGUACUGAUAUUAUAAAUCCCUUGACCAAUGUGGCUGAUAACUACACCUGUGAUUGUCCUUUUGGUUACAUCGGUUAUAAUUGUGAGACCAUCAAAGACUUCUGUAAACUGGAAAAUAUUUUCUGCACACAUGGUACCUGUCAACUUACCUACACAGAACCAGGCUGGGUAUGUUCUUGUGAAGCUGGCUGGGAAGGUCCCUAUUGCAGUGACGACAUUGAUGAUUGUGCCUCCAACCCAUGCAAGAAUGGGGCAGUAUGUGAGGACCUUCUUCUAGGUUUUGAAUGCCAAUGCCCUGAUACAUGGAAAGGGGACACCUGUGAAGAGGAUGUCGAUGAAUGUGUGGCCUCUCCCUGUCUUCAUGGUGGAGAGUGCGUGAAUCUCAUGGGGUAUUUUGAGUGCCUUUGUGAGGAUGAGUAUUGUGGUCAGACAUGCAAUUUGACCAAUCCAUGUCUUGAGGUCAACUGCAGUAAUGGUGGUCAAUGUAAACACUUUUGUGAUGAACUCCGCCCAGAUCCAUUUAACCAGACAAUGGGAGUAUGUCGGUGUCAAGCUGGCUGGGAUGGAGAAUUCUGCACUGAAGAGGUCAUACUAUUCCCAUCGGAUGUGGAUUUGGCCAUCAUUGUAGGAUGUGUUGUUGGACUCAUGUUAGUCAUAGCAAUAGUUGGUCUGACAGUUUUCCUCAUGAUGGCAAAAAAGAAGAGACAGACUAGAGGAACCUAUUCACCCAGCAGACAGGAGUUUUACAGUCCACGAGUUGAGAUGGGGAACAUGAUGAAACCCCCACCAGAGGAAAGACUCAUCUGAGGAAUGUGCAGUGCUUCUAAGAGCUGACUAUAAAAAAAACCUCCACUGUGAGAAGAUGCUCAAUUGCAAAAUCUCUGUGCACCCUUUUGACUUCCUCAGCCUGAAAGAUCUCUUGCUGGAAGAUUUGAUGCUGAUGUGUAAAACAUUAUUUUAGGAUAUUAAUAAUGGAGGCUAUAGAGAACUUGGAUUGGCUGAGGAACUUUGUACACAAUGAAGAAGUUACAAGCAUGUGGUGUGCUACUAGAGAUAUGCUGAAGAGACUAACGUGCUUGAACAAUGCAGUGAUAAUGGCCUUGUGGAAGAGGCUACAUGUAUAUAAAUAUAUUAAGUAAUGACUGAAGACUCAACAAUUUAAAUGGAUACAUAUGCAUCCAGAAGCUGUUUAUGGAAGGGAAUGUUUUAAAAUGAAAAUUUAUGAAAAUAUUUUGAACAAGUCUAAGUAUGUUAAACAAACUUUUACCACAGCUGUUGCAACAAGGCUAUUUAUAAUGUGAUAUAGUUGAGUCUGGAUAUAUUGACACAGGUCACUGUGAUCUGUGACUUUUUUCCUUAUUCAUAUUUCUAGGAAAUUCUGUGAGAAUUUGAUUGCAGAAAGCUUGCUCAGUUGUUGUUUAGUAUAUUCUUUGUACUGCACAGAUACAAUAUUCAAAAUGAAAAGGACCAGUUUAUUAAAAUAUAAAAUGACAGAUAAUGACUUUAUAAAAGUUAGAAGUUUGGAAUGCAAGAAUGAAUGAGGGUAAGGUAAGUAGCAAGGGACAAUAAUGUCUUCCAAAAGUAAUAUCCAGUGUUCCAUAAAUGGAAAAUUAAAUUUGAUUUUGUGUCCCCUUAGCUUUUAUGAAAGUACUCUUAAAAACGCAAGAAGAAUGCAGGUUUAAAUGACUGCAGAUUUUUAAUAUGUGCUCAGAAGUGUUCAGAAUGAGAUUGCUUUUUCAAGAUUGUAAUUAGACUCUGUCCUAAUUAUGCCUGUUUCUUUUUUUCUUUUUUUAAAACAAUAUAAAUGCUGAUUUGCUUUUUUUUCAUUUGGCAUCAAUUAUGUAUGCAAUAAACCACCAAUAGAUUUCUUUCUUUAUCAGUUUCUCUAUGUUUUUGUUAUUUAAUAUUUUAAUUGCUAUGUGCUGUCUGUAUUAUGGUUGUAUGAAUACUAAAGACUUUGUGAGUAUGAAUGCCGUGUAUAUAUCUCAUAGAUAGUCAGUUCAUUCUUAAAUGAUGAACAGAUAAAAAAAAUGAGUUGUUAGUUUUUUAUUAUUCCUUUUAAAUUGGAAACCCAAUUUGUAAAUCUUAACUCUUUGAAAUCCUGUUGCCAAGUACUUAAUACUAUGAAGCUGUAAAGGACAUACCACAUUGAGUCAGCUUUGUCACCCCUUAGGACUACUUCUUACGUAUAUAUUUCUGAGCCAAUCCUUAACCGUGCAGUAAAUACCAAAAAAACUUGUUUCAUAUCAUACUUCAGUUGCUGCUAUGACAAUACCUGAUGUGAGAAAAUUUGGUACUUGGGAACUACAGUUAUUUUAUGUCAUAUCUGUUGACAUAAUCUGUGAUCCUUGAGAGUUGUUCCCAUAGAUAUUAUAUGGCAACUUUUUAAUUAAUUUUAUAAUUUCAUCUGACCCUAUUUCUAUGACAAGUGUAAGAAUCUGUUCUUGAUUUUUUAUUUCACAUUGUUUUCCCAGUGUACACAAGUACUGUAAAUUGAACUAGCCAUUGCUUGAAGUAUAAUUUAUACACACCAUUGGUUGUAUUUGGUGCAAUAAUAAUACCAUAUUCAGUUCCAUACUAGCAAAAUAUCCAGAUACAGAAUUUGUUUUUAUUAAUGGCACCAACAGAGGGUAUAUUCAGGUACAUUGCAAUAAAUUAUAUAGUAUAUUUAAACUCAAAUCAGUUAGGUGAAACUGUAUGGUAAUGAUUUUCCCCUCUUUUGUAGUACAUUCCUUUUUCUGAUCCCUGUGAAAGUGAUGAUUCAGAUGACCUGUAUAAAGUAUAUGUGAAUUGUAGAAUAUUAGUUUUUCAUGCAAGCUCAGGUUAGCCAUUUUGUUGAGACUGUUUUGCCACCCAACAAGCACAGCUGUGUAUCAGUGCUGGAGUUGUUUUAUUGUUUGAAUCUCAAAGGUUGAUUUUUUUGUGAUGUUCAGCCACAAGGGAACAUCUGUCAGAAACCUAUUUCUAGUUCGAAAUUCCUCUGUGAUAUAUUUCCAUCCAAGAUAUACUUGAAGCUACAGUGCCUUUUUGAAGAAGUAUUCAAAUUACCAUAAGAGAAAGAGGGAACGGAGAUAGUAUUUGAUAAUGUGUUUCAGAAGUGGGCUUUGAGGUAGAGAAAGUCCUUAUAUUGCAUUAUCUCUUAGUGUCUCUUACAAGAAUAGAACCCACCUUGUACUUACAGAUACAGGUUUUUCCUGAAGGAUUUACAGAACCCUGUGUGAUGAACAUAUUCAGGUGAUUGUGAUAUUGUUUUGGAAAACUAGAGACAUCAAUGUUAGUUUUUCAUCAGUAUGCAUUUUUGCAGUGGCAAAUGUGAAUCUGUAGGUAGAAUGAAUGUUAAUCCUAAUGUGAGGAUUUUCUUGAAUAACAGAUUUUCCAGAUUAGUUUUAUAUCCAAUUUUAUCUUGGUGCAAAAGAUGUGACGAUUGGCAAAAAAAAUUGGCGCCAUAUUAUUAAGAAAAAUAUUUUCAUUACUGAAUUUGAGGGACCAAUGUAUAGUUUUUACUUUUUAGUAAGUCAAAUUCCUAAGACGUGUAUAGUUUUUGAAUGGAAAAAUUGACAAAGGAAACACAUACUGGUAGAAUUUUAUUCCCAAUUUAUUGUACAGUAUUGUAUAUGUACCAUUUAAUUAUUUAAAGUAUAACAGAA
Molecule: messenger RNA, 9952 nt
Organism: Penaeus chinensis
Lineage: Eukaryota; Metazoa; Arthropoda; Malacostraca; Decapoda; Penaeidae
Gene: crb
Product: protein crumbs-like
Exons: 40
Coding region: 114-7112 (2332 amino acids)
Biological process (GO): establishment or maintenance of epithelial cell apical/basal polarity; heterophilic cell-cell adhesion
Cellular component (GO): protein-containing complex; plasma membrane
Molecular function (GO): calcium ion binding
Source: RefSeq, a predicted model, not a curated record